Messenger RNA from Ctenocephalides felis (cat flea), 1501 nucleotides. RefSeq names its product TGF-beta receptor type-1-like. Gene Ontology annotation, biological process: activin receptor signaling pathway; nervous system development; cellular response to growth factor stimulus. Lineage: Eukaryota; Metazoa; Arthropoda; Insecta; Siphonaptera; Pulicidae. Gene Ontology annotation, molecular function: activin receptor activity, type I; activin binding; ATP binding. The transcript has 8 exons. Gene Ontology annotation, cellular component: activin receptor complex; plasma membrane. The coding region runs from base 50 to 1399 and encodes 449 amino acids. The record is from RefSeq and is a predicted model, not a curated record.
UGAGGGCGCCACACCACCAGGACAACCCAUCAAAUGUUUGACGACAAAGAUGAAGAAUCAUACAUACAAUUCCAUUUGCUGUUCGGAACAUAUGUGCAAUGAUAUUCUUGUCCCGUUGGAAACUAGAUCAGAAGAUACUGCCGCUUCGAGAGCUGCAGAGCCGGACAAUUUAUGGUACACUGCCCGUCUUACAUUGUCAAUUGCCGGCCCUGUUAUAUUGAGCUGUUUGAUAUUCGGAGCUGCUUAUUUCGUUUGCAGGGCACGUGGGAGGUCGGCUGGAAGUGGAUCUGGAAUCCGUCUGUUUCCAGGUGAAGAAACAGAGCCCUUGAAAAAUAGUGGUGGAGUUAUGAUGGGAGGUAACGGAUUCAUCCACCCAAGUAACAGCAUGGUACAGGGAAGUUCCUUGAAGGACAUGAUCGAUUUCACCACUUCUGGAUCUGGAUCCGCUGGUCUUCCUCUACUGGUCCAACGUUCAAUAGCCCGGCAAAUUCAAUUACAAGAUGUAAUUGGCCAGGGUCGGUUCGGAGAAGUUUUCAGGGGGGCCUGGCGUGGCGAAAAAGUUGCUGUGAAAAUAUUCUCCUCUCGUGAAGAAAGCUCCUGGUUUCGGGAGGCCGAAAUCUACCAAACUGUUAUGCUCCGGCAUGAGAACAUCCUGGGAUUCAUUGCUGCUGAUAAUAAAGAUAAUGGUACGUGGACUCAGUUAUGGCUUAUAACAGAUUACCAUGAAAAUGGUUCUCUUUUUGAUUAUCUAACAGCACAUACUAUAGAUGUGCCAACUAUGAUCAAAAUGGCAGUAUCUAUUGCUACAGGACUGGCUCAUUUGCACAUGGAUAUCAUUGGAACAAAAGGUAAACCUGCAAUUGCUCAUCGCGAUUUGAAGUCUAAAAAUAUUUUGGUAAAAUCCAAUUUAAGUUGUGCAAUUGGUGACUUGGGAUUAGCAGUCAGACACGAUGUUAAUUUGGAUACUGUGGAUAUACCUUUUACACACAGGGUUGGCACUAAGAGAUAUAUGGCGCCAGAAGUGUUGGAUGAGUCAAUAAACUGUUCGAAUUUCGAAUCAUUCAAAAGAGUAGACGUUUACUCUUUUGGUUUGGUUCUUUGGGAAAUUGCGAGGAGGUGCGAUAUUGGAGGAGUUUACGAACAGUAUCAGUUACCAUUCUAUGACGUUGUGGAACCAGAUCCAAGUGUGGAAGAAAUGAGAAAGGUUGUAUGUUACGAAAUGCAAAGGCCAGCGAUUCCCAAUCGGUGGCUCCAGUCUCCAGUUCUAAUCGAGAUGGCCAACGUCAUGAAAGAAUGUUGGUACGUGACACCAGCUGCCAGAUUGACAGCCUUAAGGAUCAAAAAGACCUUGUCAACGAUCAACAUCACCAAAGACCAACCUUUCACCAUGAGUGUUUAAAGGCAGACGAUCGAAAGACGAAAGACGUUUUUUUAUGGACGAUUUUUAAACAGGUCGGUGUGUAUUGAUAGUGUUUUAUCCCAGUUAAUAGUUAUAGUACAA